AUGGAGCAACAACAAGCAACCACCGAUCACUCAUUAUUGUUCGCCGCAAUGAAGAAUGAGCUCCGGCGAAUCAGUGAGCAACAAAUGGAGGAGUUGCACACUCGUUUUGAAGAGUUGUCCAGGAGUCUCACACAAGGCUCUCGUUCGAGAUCCCACAACCGGAGUAACCAUGGCACCAAAGAGGCACAUAGCGAAGACUACUCCGCUAGUGAGGAUGAGGAACGACCCGAGAAGCCUAAGAGGGACACGCCCAAGAACGAACUAAAGGGACUUAAGAUUCAAGUACCCGCGUUCAAAGGCAAGAGUGACCCUGAGGCAUACUUGGAGUGGGAAGGCCGCAUCGAAAUGAUCUUUGACUGCUACGAUUAUAGUGAGGAACAAAAAGUCAAAGUUGCCACCGUUGAAUUCACCAACUACGCCCUAGUCUGGCGGGACCAAGUGAGAACCCAUAGGAGGAGAAUGGGAGAACCGCAAGUUCGAACUUGGCGAGAGCUCAAGGCAUUGAUCCAAAAGCGAUUCGUUCCAAGCUAUUACAACCGAGAUCUCCACUCCAAAUUGCAAACCCUCACUCAAGGCAACAUGAGUGUGGAGGACUACUACAAAGAAAUCGAAAUGGCCAUGAUGAGGGCGAACCUUCAAGAAGAUAGCAAAGCAACCAUGGCUAGAUUUCUUCGAGGUCUCAACCCAGACCUUCAAGAAGCCUUAGAGCUUCAACACUAUGUGGACAUGCAUGACCUUCUUGAACUCGCUAUCAAGGCCAAGAGGGGAAAGAGGCUAAGGCGAGGAGCCCGUACCUUCCAGUCUUCAAACUUGAUCUCAUGGAAGGGCAACCAACCACAGAGGGCGACCCACGAAGCUGGAUAUUCGGCCACACCAACUUCUUCAAACCGAAUUCAAGGUAAUGCUCCUAACCGAAAUUCCAAUUCUACCCCUAACAAAUCUCAAUGUCCAAACCAACGAGUCAUGCUAAUCACUCACAAUGGUGAGAUCGUGUCCGAUGAUGACGACUGUGAGGAGAUACCCGAAUUGAUCAAAGGUGACUGCCUGGAUGAAGACUCUACUGAGGAAGAUUGCUUGCCUACACAAGGGGAAGUAGGGUGCUUGGUGGCACGACGAGUGCUAACCGCCCGAGUCAAGGAGGACGAGCAACUGCAACGGGAGAACCUGUUCUACACCCAUUGUAAAGUAGGUGACAAGGUGUGUAGCCUCAUUAUCAACGGUGGGAGUUGCACAAACGUGGCAAGCUUACUCAUGGUUGAGAGCCUAGGGCUUCCAACUACUAGACAUCCACACCCUUAUCGCCACCAAUGGCUGAGUGAGGAUGGAGAGGUACGUGUCUUCAAACAGGUACGCGUUCCCUUUUUCAUUGGAACUUACACUGACGAAGUUGUUUGUGACGUUGUGCCAAUGCAUGCUACCCAUGUCAUCUUGGGGAGACCUUGGCAAUUUGAUAAACACAUCAAAUUCGACGGAAGGGCCAACAAGUACACACUCUUGCAUGAUGGCAAACGCAAGGUCCUCACACCACUCACACCUGCACAAGUGUAUGAGGACCAAUUAAAGUUGCAAAGAGAGUGUGAACAAGACCGUCAAAGGAGGAAGCAAAAGGCGGUCGAUCCUGGCAAAGGCUCCACUUCUGCAAUGAGUUCACAGGGUAUCAAAGUAGACAAGUCCAAGAUUAAGGCCAUCGAGCAAUGGCCAACUCCUACAUCCGUCCCUAAGAAGACUGGCAAGACAAAUGUGGUAGCUGAUGCCUUGUCACGUAGACACUCCUUGCUUGCCUGUCUUGAUGCUAAGUUAUUGGGGUUCGAAAUGAUUAAGGAACUCUACACACAUGAUCAUGACUUUGGUGACAUAUAUGCUACGUGUGUUAAGAACCCACAUGGAAAGUACUUUUUGCAUGAUGGAUUUCUAUUUCAUGUGGAUAAACUGUGUGUGCUUAAUUCGUCCAUCCGUGAUCUUCUGGUUAGGGAGGCACAUAGUGGUGGUCUCAUGGGACACUUUGGCAUGGUUAAGACUCUUGCCAUGUUACAAAAGCAUUUCUACUGGCCUCACAUGCGUCGAGAUGUGGAGCACAUGGUUACUAUUCUCCACCACCAGUCAUCCACAGAGCGAUGGGCAAACUGA
Coffea arabica (coffee) is the source of this 2127-nucleotide messenger RNA. NCBI's taxonomy places the organism in Eukaryota, Viridiplantae, Streptophyta, Magnoliopsida, Gentianales, Rubiaceae. The record is from RefSeq and is a predicted model, not a curated record.